AUGGCCGCUUCUCCUUGGGUUUGGGAGGAAGACGGUAUAAUGGACAUACAGACACAACCUGUAUCUUUAACUUACUGUUCAAACCUAAACUGUAUAAUCUUGACCCGCACGGAUAAUACUAUCGACAUCAUAGACGUGAAUUCUGGAGAUAUAGUGCGAAAAACUCUUGUUUUAGGUGAGUUUUAGGCAGGGGUCUUGCAUGCUGGUAGCUUUCGUUUACAAUUUGUGGUUAUUGACUCAUUGUAGAAACUCGUAGUACAGCAUAGAUUUGGGAUUUGUUUUCAAUAAGAAUGAAGUAUAUCAUAAAGUUUGUACGGUUUUGUACUUAUUUUAGUAAUUUAUAUUUACGGAAGGAAGGUAUGUUGAAUAUUUAAUCUUAAAAUAUUAUGGAAUGUGCAUAGUUGGCAUUUUUAUGCAAUAAGUGUCAAAACAAGUAAAAGUAUUCAAUGUGUGGGUUUUUAAAUAAAACUUAGAACUUGUUCAUGUUAGUUUAUUGGUGAAUUAUAAUUGUAGAUUAUGAUUUAUGAAUAGACUUGGAAUUAAAUAUUUACAAGAUUGUGUUACUUGUGAGAACUUGAAAUUAUUUACCUUACCUAUAAAUAAACCUGAAAAUAGAGAGUACUGUUUUCAAAACCAAUACAAUGUAUUUAGUUAUUCUAUAUUUUUAUUUAUGUAAAAUAAUUUGCCCUAUAAAGGAAGGUGCAACAACAAGAGAACACAAUGUCCCACACAAGGAAGUACACCCACAAUCUGAUAUUAAUAAUAAUUUGUUUUACAGUUAAAUUAGUUUGUAACACAUCAGUUUGUUGCAAAGUACUUAAUUAUCCUCCUCUGCAGGCAUCUCACCUGCGGAAUCUGGUGGUAUAGAGAUGCCUGCGGAGCAGGCUAGUACUUAAUUAUGUUUGGAGAUUUAAUUAUGUUUGGAGACUUAAUUAAUUAUGUUUUGGAGAUUAUUUUAGAAUAGACUUGCUUCCACUAUAUUUUACCUAACACAGGGUUUGUACUGGUCCUGGAAAACCUGGAAAGUCAUGGAAUUUCAAUAUUCCAAAGUCCAGGCCUGGAAAUCCUGGAAAAUCAAUUUUAGUCAUGGAAAGUCAUGGAAAAUUGAAAUUUUGCAUAACAUUAACAAAGUAUUUUACUUAUUUCAAUUUACCAGUCAUAACAAUAAUAUGAAUUGUUGUUAUAUAAUGGAUUUUUGCAAGAGCGAAGUGAAUAUUGUUCUUUUAUUAUAUCUGUUAUUGUUAAAAUAUUAACGAAUUUCAGAAAUUCCAGACUUCCAGGUCAUGGAUUUUGAAAAAAAUAGUCAUGGGAAGUCAUGAAAAAGUCAUGGAAUUUUAAAUGGGAGAAGGUGUACGAACCCUGCAGUAACAAGACAUACAAACGGAGGCUGAAAUAACAGUCGGAUAUCGGACAACUUCUGACCUUAUUAUAUUCAUCUUGAAAUCAAUGGUGUAUCCUGUAAUCUGAUUGGCUCUUAGCAAUGCGAUUUCAGCACGAAUUGCAUGCGAUUUCAGCACGAAUUGCAUUCUGGGGAUAAAUUUUCCAGACACAUUUUGAACGUUAUUUCAGUCUCUGUACAAGGAGAUAGGAAAGAGGCAGACUUGCAUUAUGUGAAACUGGGACUUUACAAAAUUUCUUAGUUUUGCUGUUCAAAAACAAUUAGUAGAGAGAUGCAGCAAUACAAAAGUACAUAAAGUACAAAAGAUGUUAUCAUGGGUGGAUUUAGGGGGUUAGGGUGGGUUAAACCACUCCUAGAAUCUCUCUAACCCCUCUUAUAAAGUGUUCAACCUCACCAAAAUUUUGCUUCACCCCUCCUAUUCCGAGUCUUUAACCUUAAUGCCUAACCCUUGUUGAAGCUCGUUCAGUGGUGCCACUUGCAUCCCACCAGAAUUUUUUUUACCCCCUUUAAAAAAAAAUGAAAAUCUGCCCUUGGAUGUCAUAUGUCUGACAAUUGACAAAGAACAUGAUGGUAUUCAGAUCAUUCAUAUAUGGCAUCUACAAAUACACAGGACAUACCUGUAGAUUUUAUUUUUGUGGAGGUAGCCAAUCUUCAAAUGGAACUAGGCUAUGCCACAUUCUCGUACUCAGAGCCCGUCUUACAAGCGGUCAACAGAGCAUGACAAUGGUCGAGGGGUACGACAAUGGGUUGCGUCGUAACUGCAGAUCAAAAUUUAGCCUCUGAACGAGAACAGAAUGCCAAGUGUGCCGCUAGGGGCUUCCAUUAGAAAAUCCGAAACUUAACUCUUAGAUACCUAGCAUUUUCAUGAUUUUUGGAGUUAUACCUAGCUCCAAAUGAUUUUUGGAGUUAGGUGAGUAACUCCACAAUUCAUAUUUCAACUCAGUUAGUUUUAAAUUACAAAAGUUACUCAAGUGUAUAUUUUGGUUUGGAGUUAGCCCUUUAGACUUUAGAGGUAGCGUCGCUCCAGCCUCCAUUGCUUCUUACUUUCUGCAGCCAUAACACAGGGCCUAACAAAAGUUAUCCUGUAAUCCCAGUUUCAUAACCUGAAAAAAUUAGGGUAGGUGGGUCAGAAAAUCAAUUUCUUAAAAAUGUUAAAAUAUUUUUUUGCUUGAAAUUGGUCUGCAAUGGCCUUAUGAGUGUGAUGAGUUGCCAUUGCCAGAACACACAAAUAUUUCAAAAAGCAAUAACAGUGGGCAACAGAUGCCAUUUUUGGUGUUGUGUUGUAUCGUAGGUUGGUUGGUAAGCAAACAACACAACUACAUAAAAAAAGCAUUAUAGAGUUAACAGAAAAAUGAGGGUCGGUGGGAAACCGGAACCAGGGAAUAUUUUUUUGUUACAGUUGAUUUCACAUAACUUUUCCGUGAAUGUUGCAAACUUCGUUCGGAACUUCGUUGUGAAGUUCAAAAGUUCAUACUGAAAUUCACAAGCCGGUUUGUAAACAAAGCCUCUGAUUAGCUUAUUUUUGUUCAGGGACCAAUCAGAGGCUUUGUUUACAAACCAGCUUGUGAAUUUCAGUAUGAACUUUUGAACUUCACAACAAAGUUCCGAACAAAGUUCGCAACAUUCACGGAAAAGUUAUGUGAAAUCAACUGUAAGCUGAAUGGGAUGUUCAUUAGGACUUAACCCAUUGAGUGCCGGCGCUCUCCCUUUGAUGGGUAAAAUUUUCUGAUGUUAGACAGAGUAAAAUAAUAAAGUAGGGCACAUUGGGGAGCAAUGCGACUCAAUGGAUUAAAUCAAUCAUAGGCGUACAAGACAAGAGGAGCAACUGCCCCCCCCCCCAAUUUUGGAAAACCAUGGAAAUUCGGACAAAUGCUAGGAAAAAUCAAGAAAAUUCGGGUAGAUUUAUCACAAAAUAGGUUAAAUUCAGGUAAUUUCAUUACAAUCCUGAGGAUUGUAUCCUCCAUACAAAUUCAGGCAAACUUUCAACUGCCCCCCUGGAAAGCAUCAGCCCUGUAUGCCUAUGAAAUCAAUAGAAGUAAUAUGUGUGGUACAUGACUUCAUACAACUUCACCACCAUGCAAAUUGUUACAAGUCCCUAUCCUGCUUCCUCCCAUUUGCAUGUACACUGUGUGGUAUGCUAGGUGCAAUAUAGUAUGACAAAACAAUUAAAGAGAUAUGGGACAAGACUACAAGUUUUUUACUUAGGGAUGAUCUGAGAACUAGAAUGUUUUAGGCUGUUGGCAGAGAUAAUGUGAUUUCCAGUUUACGUUAAAUGCCGAUGGCUGGAAGUAUCUCCCUGUGACAUUUAAUCUCUGCCACUGGAAAUAGUAAAAUAUAAAAAAGACGUGGUUCCGACAUAUUGUGUGAUGCUGCAACCCUGGCAAAAAUUAUUAUGGACAGCACGUUCGGAAAUAGAGAUACCUGCUGUGCUCAAUACAUAUGUGCAAAAACAGUAAUUUUUAACUUUCCUCUCCCUCCUUGUUCAAUGUUGAAAGCUUAUAAAUUGGUUAGGUGAAAGCUUUUUGAAAUGCAUGUCAAAAUCAGGAUGGAGCGGGGGGAGAUAAAGAUGCCAACAUGUCUAUGUGACCAUUAAUACUUUGGUUUACAUCUAAGUUUUGCCAUGAUUGUGGAUCAAUGUUUUAAUAUAAUAAAUUGUUUUCAUUGUAGUUUUUCUUAUUUCAGAUGAGAAUAAUUGCAACAAUCUACAAUGUAUGUUCAAUCCAGUUGCUGGAAAUCUCGUAGUGACAGAUGGUACUUGUAUUGGAGUAAGAAAAGAUUUAAAUGGCAUCUAUCUACUUAAGACUGCCCUGCAAACACCCGUGGAGAAUGCAAGAGAUGGCGAGAUUGUUAUCGAAAUGACGUUAUCUGAUGUAAGAUUAACUCAUCCUAUUUACACUAGAUAGUCUAAACUGUUCUCCCUAGAGGUCUGGUAUGGUUGUCCCAUAUUAAUAUUGGUCCCAUGUUACUGUAGGAGAAAAGCAAAGCUACACCAACUUUGUUUAUCAUGGAUAACUCUAUCAGUCAAAUUGGAAGCACGCUUCUCACAUAUAGUCAAAUAACUGUAUAUUGUAAAAAUCAACUAUUUGCAUCCCCAAGAAUCAACCAAUGCAUACCGAAAUUGUAUCAAUGAUUUAUGGCAUUUCAGGGCUUGAAAUAACAGCCGAUCAAUGAUCGGCAAGAACUUGCUUAUGAUCAGCGGAAAAGCAGGGUUUUCAACCUGAAAAAAGCAGGGAAAGUCAUGACUGCCGAUUACCAUGAUCGGGAACUUUGGGAACGUUAUUUCAAGCCCUGCAUUUUCAAUGUGAAAGUGCUGGUGCUCAAUUGGUUGAGCUGCAAUGCACCCCAAUACAGCCUAUGGCUACUUUACUAUUUUACUAUAUUAGUGCAAGGCCAAUUCACUCAUCAAGGGGAGAAUCUUGUGCAUUAAUGGGUUUAAUAUGCAGUGUUUAUGGAAAUGGACUGCCCUAACUUCCUCCAUCAAAUGAAUCUGGAAUUUGUAUCCAAAUAAAAUUUUCUGGUAUAGAACAAACUACAAAGUAUUAGAGUCUGGUUCAAAUGUUGAAGUUUUCAUGUGCAAAAGUCAAACCUAAUGCAAACGAGCUCAAUAAAUUAGGUCUGGCCCAUUACAAAACCAGGCUUAAGUGUGUCAUUCCCUUAAUUAGUUAAAAAGUUUGCUAUCCUUUAGUAUAAUCAACCAUCAGCUUUGGUCUCAUUUUAAUUUCCAUUUCAUAAUAGAUGGAGCAUGUUUUAUCAGGGCUUCAGACAUGUAUGAAAGAUGCGCAUGAACCACAUUUGUCAAAAAUGGAAAGAUUAAAAGGCAAAAUGAAUGAAAGUAUUGAACAAGUGAGGUCAAAGAUUUAUGAAGGAGAUGAAAAAGUACAAAAGGUUCGUAUUAAUAGACCUUUCCGCUUAUGAGUGAAAUUUUGAUCUAGAUAUGCCUGGACAAAAAUUUCCCAUUUGUAAUACAAAAUGACUGAAAAACGCCAAACUUCGCAAGGCUAUAUUAUCCGCAUUUUACAACAUUUCGCAAUGAAACUUCGGAAUAUUACUAAUUUUGUGAUGCUCUUUCAAGCUGUGAUGAAAUCUUUGUCCAGACUUGUCUAGAUCAAAAUUUCACUCAAAAGGGGAAAGGUCUAUUUUAGCAUUUACCUUCUGAUUCAUUUGGGGAAGAAAAUUAGUCAUUAGUAAUGCUAAGAGGUCAAUAUAAUUCUGAAAACUUGGUCAGACAUUGUGUUUGACCAACCCAUGUUUUGGUCGGACAGCACAUGAUCAGACACUUUUAAAAUUAUUAAUUAAAAUUAUUCUCAAGAGGGACGUUGUCAGUUGUCUGACACUCAUAGACGGAUUUUCAUUUUUUUACUGGGGUGGUGCCAGAAAUUUUAGGGGAGUGAGCCGUGAGCAGGUGACUGAAGCAACACGAAGUGUCACCAAACCCCAGUAAGGUCUAUAUUCUAGGGGUGGAGCACUAGAGCCGCGAGGGGGAGUCUAGGGAAGUCUAUUUGCAUGACAAGGCACUGCAAACUCUAUUCAGGGGAGAUAAUAGAGUUUCAAAACUUUACAAUUGCUCCAAUAAACCAGUGAAUGCAAGCGAGGAGCGAUUAGUUUCAGA
This is a messenger RNA of Paramuricea clavata, 6008 nucleotides long. Lineage: Eukaryota; Metazoa; Cnidaria; Anthozoa; Malacalcyonacea; Plexauridae. The record is from the annotation of a GenBank genome assembly.